CAGACACGUUGUGUAGUGCCGUUUCCAUUCAUUGGAUUAAAAGACCAGAGGCUGCUAUUGAUAAUAGUGUCAGACACAAAUCUAUCUGAGGCCGCUUUUCUUUACCAUCAUUUGUCCAAGUUCGAAAUCGGCCCUUGGCCUAUUUUGAUUCCAAUAAUAGAUUAUCCUCAACUUUGGACUGAAGCAAGGACGCCAUCACUAAGUAGAAUACGUCGUAGAUUAAUGUUGUGGGAUCCAUGCAAAAGGAUUACGUUUCAAUUCAUUAGAUUUGUGAAGGAGAGAUGCGUUCCGAGUUUCCAUAGUGCUGGGGAACCUAUUGCUAUUUCACUUGACACUCGUGGAAGACUAGUUCAUACUAAUGCAUUACACAUGAUCCUAAUGUGGAGAGGAGAUCUUGCAUUUGAUACACUGACGGUUGGUAGUGGAAACCAUAUCAUCUCUUUAUUACAAAAAGAGUUGUCGGAAAUGACUUUAGAUGUUGGUUCUGUCAUUGAUGAUAUUGAGGAGAGGAAAUGUGACUUGGUUAAUCGCAUUGGAAAUACAAUUGAUGUUUGGAGAAUUGCCAUUAAUACGAGGAUACAAUAUUCGGACUCUUCCUAUAAUUACACUAGUAAGAAUGAAGAAAUGCUUUGGAAUAAAGAGACAUGGAAUCUUAAACUUUUGGGUAAUGACAAAGUACGACCGUACUGGCCCUUAACAAAGAAGUAUGACAUAGAUAAGUGGAUAGCAAAUUGGACUGCAAUGAAAUAUGACAUUUUUUUGUGUGGAGGAAAUGACGCUAAAUGUAUUCAAGAAUUUGCAACUAAAGUGAAGGAGGUCAAUUCUGAAAUCCAAUUGGAUAUCAAAUUUGCAUACAUUGGAAAUAACAAGAAAGCGAAGUCACUUGUGAAAAAUAUAAGUGGUUAUGCACUUACUUCUAAUAAUGCAGAAUAUUUGUGGUUUUGGACACGACUUCGAAGUGCACUUCUAUCAAGAAUUAAUUAUUUAAAUAAGACUGGUCGUAUUGAAGAUGAAGACAAAAUUUAUCUUGGACUCCAAAAGUUACUAGCUUACGAAGCUAAAAGCACAACAUUUGGAGCAUGGGUUUUGUUAAGCAAAGGGGAAGAAGUAGUAGCAUGUGACUUAGGUGACAAAAUGAUGAGAGUGAUGAAUGCGUACCAAAAAUGAAAGAACAAUAUACACAACAAAGGCUUCAGCCAAGCAUUCAAAGAUUGUUAUGAGAAGCUUGCUUCUUCUCAGGAUCAACAUUCUUGUUGUACUCUUGAAUAUCCAUUAACUUUGGAUAAAAUACCAGAAGAUUUGAAGUGCCCUCAAUGUUCUCACACUAUGUAUAAAUUUGUAA
Messenger RNA from Ipomoea nil (Japanese morning glory), 1342 nucleotides. RefSeq names its product protein SIEVE ELEMENT OCCLUSION B-like. Gene Ontology annotation, biological process: phloem development. The coding region runs from base 223 to 1167 and encodes 314 amino acids. The record is from RefSeq and is a predicted model, not a curated record. Lineage: Eukaryota; Viridiplantae; Streptophyta; Magnoliopsida; Solanales; Convolvulaceae. The transcript has 3 exons.